CAACUAGAGCUGCAGACUCCACCCUCUUCACCCCUCCCCACGUUCCCUCUUUUUCUGUUUCUGUCUCUCUCCCGCUAUCUCUGUUGCUGGCUCGCUCUCCAAAGCCGUCUCCCAGUCUGUCAUUUGACCAGGCAGUUCACAGAGGCAAGAGCUCAGCACCAAAAAGAAAACAGAGGAAACAAGAGAGACACACUGAAGGGAGCGCAUUCAGUCUAGUGAUAACCUCGCUGGAAUGUUUCCUUGGCUGCUUUUCACCAACUGAAAAACCCUGUGAGUGCGGAUUUCUUCUUCUUUUAAAGACUCUUUCUCUUCUUCAGUCUGGAUGUGGGCUUUAACUCUGUCUGCUGUCAACUGAGGAGGAGGAUCAGCUGACACCUUUUUGGGGAUUUAUACAUUGGGGAGUGAACCUCUACUUGUGUGAGGGUGAGAUAGGGGGGAGCAAGAGGAACAGGGGGAGAAAGAAAAAGUGCCGGGCCAUGCCCACCUCUGCUCAUGGUUCAACAGCAUGAAAGGGGGCCACCAUCACCAUCGCCACCAUCGAGGCUGUGGCUGCCAGCAUUUGUUCCGUAAAGUUCUGGCCAAGUGUGGCUGCUGCUAUGCCCGAGUCAGAGACUCAUACUCAACAGCAGGCAGCGAGGGCAGCAUCUCCACUUCUGUGGCGUCCUUGCCCCCACAGGCAUCGGGCAGUUCAGUCCCCAGCUCUCCAGGCUCCAGACGCUCUGUGAGCACCCUGAAGAAGUGGCUUACAAAUCCUGUCCGCAAACUCAGUGCCGGGGCCAAUGCCAAAGGGGAGCGUCAGGUCCGCAAACUUGAAGGAAAGCCUCCACCGCCUUCAUCCCACUGCUACAGCCAAGACCUGGGUAGUCCACCAAGGCCCAAUGACACUCUCACUCACAAAGAACUGGAGUGGAAAGAUGGCCUGGCAAGCCCUGAAGACCUGUCACCUGCUACAUUACAGUCCCCCAGCUACAUAACAGACUCACUGAUUGGCUGCAUGUCAUUGCCAAACACCCAGGACACUCAGUCCACCGGUGUCCUGCCAGAUGACAGCGGCUCUAUGUUGAUGGAUGACACCUCCAGUCAAUGGUCAGCCGUGGCUGACACUGAGGAGGAGAGGGGAAGUGCCUUGGAGAAAAGCAUGUAUGUACUGAAGGAGCUUGUUGAGACAGAGAAGCACUAUGUGGAAGACCUGGGGUUCAUAGUGGAGGGCUACAUGGCCACAAUGAGCUCCAAAGGUAUCCCAGAGGACAUGAAGGGAAAGGACAAGAUUGUGUUUGGGAACAUUCACCAAAUAUUUGACUGGCAUAAAGACUACUUUCUGGGGGAGCUUGAGAAGAGUUUGGCAGAGCCAGAGAAGCUGGCUCAGCUCUUCAUUAAACAUGAGAGGCGUCUGCACAUGUAUGUCGUAUACUGUCAGAACAAGCCCAAGUCAGAACAUAUCGUCUCAGAGUACAUCGAGACUUACUUUGAGGAGCUGCGUCAGCAGCUGGGCCACCGGCUGCAGCUCAAUGACCUGCUUAUCAAACCUGUCCAAAGGAUCAUGAAGUACCAGCUGCUGCUCAAGGACUUUCUGAAGUAUUACACCAAAGCUGGGAUGGACACAGAGGAUUUGGAGAAAGCAGUAGAAGUGAUGUGCUUUGUGCCAAAACGUUGCAACGACAUGAUGAAUGUAGGCCGACUACAAGGCUUCGAGGGGAAGAUCACCGCCCAGGGGAAACUGCUCCAACAAGACACCUUCACUGUUACCGAGCAGGACAGUGGCUUCCUGUCUCGAGCCAAGGAAAGAAGGGUCUUCCUGUUUGAGCAGCUGGUCAUUUUCAGUGAGCCAAUCGACAGGAAGAAAGGUUUCUCACUCCCUGGGUACAUCUUCAAAAACAGCAUCAAGGUGAGCUGCCUAGGGGUGGAGCCCAGCGUGGACGGCGAUGAUGCACGCUUUGUGCUCACAUCACGUAACCCAGACGGGAGUGUGGUGCGCUUCCAGUUGCAAGCCUCCUCCCCUGAGAUCUGCAGGGCCUGGAUCAACGAUGUGGUUCAGAUCUUGGAAUCUCAGCGCAACUUCCUCAAUGCCUUACAGUCACCUAUUGAGUACCAACGGCGAGAGAGCAAGUCUAACAGCCUGGGCCGCAGCAUGAGGCCCCCUCUGUCUGCAGCCAGCACCCUGCGGCCCCACUCCUCUGCUUCUAUUGAUCGCCAUAAGCUGCCAUCCCUUCACUCUUACAACACCUCUCUGCCUGCGCUCCACCUGCCUAGCCAAGGCCAGGGCCAAGGACCUAUUGAGACAAUCUCACUGUGGGAUCCCACUGCAGUCCAGCCGUUCCCUGCUGACUUCCACACUGCAUCUCCAUCACAUGUCCAACUGGCCUUCACUGAUCAACCAAACUGUCAAGCUGUGUCAAAUGGCCUGUACAUACCCACCACACAAAGUGCACAGCAGAGGGCAGGAGAGGGCUACCGAAGGGGUCAGGCUUCUGACGCUGGGAGCCAGGCUCCACUGUUGGGUCCCUUGGCUGGGCGACGGCCCAGCAACCUGGCUCAGCUAGAUGAGGAUGACCUAUGAACUCUGACACAUCUGUCAUCUGGGCCAGGAGGACAGCAGCUAAUGCUAAAGUUGCGGAGACAAGAAGACUUGUCUGCUGUCUGUUUAUGCCAGGCUGGAUCCUUACCUGGUUCAACAGUGAUUUCUGGAGUAUAAUGAAGGAUCACAUGAAGGGGUUAUGAGCAGCAACUAGAAAGUGACUUCAUUCCUGUUUUUAGAGAACCAUUUAAAGGGAGGUGACUAGCCUUGGCCACUAUCAGUGUACAUGAACGGCACAUGGUGGGAUGUUGCUGGGCUCAUAGUGAAAACACACUCAGUUUUAUGACAAUUGAUGCUUUUUACCUUUUUGAGAGUUUGGAUACCUUAGUCUUCUCUCUUUCAAAGGGCAAGGGGAAUUUAUUUGAAGAAAAAAUAUCCAUUCCUAAUAGGGGCGGUCACUGGAGCUGUGUGUAUGUCUGAAUGUAUGUUCAUGCAGUGAUGUAUGGAUGUGUCCGAGUGCAUAACAAUGUGCAGUGAGUGCCAGUGGCACUUCUUGUACUCUCUGGUAAAUUUCCUUAAUAAUGUUUUUUUUUCUUCUGAUGCCCCAUUGUGAAAACAAAUCAUUCCUCUGCUGGCAUCUGAGUUUGCUGUUUAUGUCGACCAGAAUGGGAAAGGCAGAACACUUGAUGUGAACAUGUCACAAGGACAUUACUCACUUGACUUUCAUCUGAAAAUCAAGAACUUUAUCCCUUGCCACAGUAUUGAGAGCCCCUGUGUGCUCUCUUAUUCUGUUUGACCGGCCCUUCUUUGAUCUGGACAAAAAAGGUGUGAGGGAGCCCCCUGGAGGAUCUCUGUAGGUAUGACGUCACUUCAGAGCACUUGGCUCUUUUGGCUGCUCCGGAGGAUUUGCUAGGUAGAUGCAAUCAAAAGACUGCGGUGCUGACCCAAAGUGUUGCAUGCAGCAUCUCCUGCUACUUUACACAGAUCUUUCUUUUCAGACAGAAGUGGAUUGCUUGUGAUUUUGGGGACAUGAGUCUUCAAAAUGAAUUGGUUUAAUCUAAUAUUAAUUGUGUUAUUAGUCAACAGCUGUGCACCACUUCUAUAAUCUCUAUUAGCUUUUGCCCUUAUUGAUUAAAUACUGUACAGUGCACAUCAUAAAGACAAUCAUACAUUUACACUUGUAAGAACAACCCAGGAAUUUUGAGAAAUGUCUCAGUUCCAGUUGGUUAAAGUGAAGGAUAAUAUGAUGCUGGAUAAACAGAUUAAAGCUUACAAACCCGCAUGCACCCUCUUCCUCAGACAACUGUGCCAAAAACAACCGCAGCUGCUCUUACUACAUAGCUCAGCUUGUCAUUACUCUUACAAAGCAAUCAUGGAUACCUGUGUUACUAUCUGGGCUGUAAUGCCUAAGUGACAAAAAGAGGAGAGUGGUAUAGAUGAAGGGGGCUAUCCUGCAAACAACAGGUCAGUUCUUUUCUGUGGCCAGUAGAGGGCCCCACAAGGCUUUCACUUCCAGUUUAUUUGGCUCAUACAUCUGCAUCAAAGAUCAAUAGGUCUCAUGGCACAAGACUCACACUGAAGCUGCUUAAUAAUCAGUCUGAAAAAUAACAAAAUUCCUCAAACUAAAGUGAAAGGUGAGACUUUAAGUGAGUUGAACCAUCUCACAGAAUUCUUCUGCAGUUAAUGUGAACUAGUGAGUUUUCAGGGGAAUUACUGAUCAGGCAGUUUUGCAUGUAACACACAGGAAUACCACUACAAAGAACCGAAAGCAAAGACAUAAAACCAUGUGAAGGUUGGUUAAUGUCAUGUUAGACUGAGUAGAAAUUGUUGUAUCAUAUCAAAUAAAAAGUGUC
Molecule: messenger RNA, 4368 nt
Organism: Monopterus albus (swamp eel)
Lineage: Eukaryota; Metazoa; Chordata; Actinopteri; Synbranchiformes; Synbranchidae
Gene: arhgef25a
Product: Rho guanine nucleotide exchange factor (GEF) 25a
Exons: 16
Coding region: 506-2557 (683 amino acids)
Biological process (GO): axon guidance
Cellular component (GO): extrinsic component of membrane; cytoplasm
Molecular function (GO): guanyl-nucleotide exchange factor activity
Source: RefSeq, a predicted model, not a curated record